This is a messenger RNA of Glycine soja, 1216 nucleotides long. RefSeq names its product EEF1A lysine methyltransferase 3. Bases 103 to 858 code for a protein of 251 amino acids. The transcript has 7 exons. Lineage: Eukaryota; Viridiplantae; Streptophyta; Magnoliopsida; Fabales; Fabaceae. The record is from RefSeq and is a predicted model, not a curated record.
AAACGAAAUCAAAUCACUAUUAACAGAAGAAUGCUUAAACAGCUAAACAGUAUAUUAGCUUCACCUGCUAUUCAAUUUUCUGUCACUCAUUGUCACUAACAAAUGGAUAUAGCUAUCUUCUCUCCAUCAUCCCUCUUCUCUGAAGAUGACAUUCCUACUCGCGAGGAAGAUGCAGACUCUCAAGAAAGCUAUGUUGAGAGGAAGCACCAGUUUCCUGGGAUGGAGUUGGUUAUUCGAGAAUUUUCCUUUCAUCAACUGAAUGCUAAUUUACUCUGGCCAGGGACAUUUGCAUUUGCAGAAUGGUUAGUUCAGCACAGGUCAUGCAUUGAAGGACGGCGUGCCAUUGAGUUGGGGAGUGGCACAGGUGCUUUGGCCAUAUUUCUUCGAAAAUCUUACAAUCUUGAUAUUACAACUUCAGACUAUGAUGACCAAGAAAUAGAGAAGAACAUAGCUCACAACUGCAGGGCAAAUGAAAUACCUAUCGUUCCUCACAUAAAACACACCUGGGGAGACAAGUUUCCAAAUUCUGACCCUGACUGGGACCUGAUCAUUGCAAGUGAUAUCCUAUUAUAUGUGAAACAGUAUGCAAAUUUGAUUCAGACCAUUUCCUUUCUUCUCAAUUGUUACAAGCCGCAAGAGAGAAGAGCAGUUUCUCCAACUGGAAAUGAUGAGAAUGAUGGAGAUGUAGUGUUGCCGCGGCCAGCCUUUUUAAUGAGCUGGAGACGCAGAAUCGGGAAGGAAGAUGAAUUGCUUUUCUUCAAUGGUUGUGAGAAAGCUGGUCUAAAAGUGAAGCAUAUUGGAUCCCGUGUAUAUUGCAUCAAUUCCAUAGAGAAUGAGAUAUCAGAAACAAAAGGUUGAUUAAUGAAAUUAGUAUUCAAGCAUGCAUGGGAGGAGAAAGAAGUGUAAACUAGAAGGUUGGUCCAUUAAUAGAGUUUCUUCUGGUCAUAGUUAUAGCUUCUAUAGAGUAAUUUGCAGCUCCUGGAUCCUACUUGAUAACACGCAUACCUACUAUAAAACUUUUCAUCAAUUUGAGCCGAGAGCAACUGUGCUACAAUUUCUGACUUGUUUUUAUUUUCUUAUUAGUUGUUACAUCACUGAAAUUCAUUUCUUGAUUUUGGUUGUCACCAUAAAGAUCAUGUUUUAUUUUCUUUAGUUGUUACAUCACUGAAAUUUAAAUCUUGGUUUUGCUUGUCACUGUCAAGAUCAUGUGACCUUA